Odocoileus virginianus texanus is the source of this 1818-nucleotide messenger RNA. RefSeq names its product double C2 domain alpha (gene DOC2A). Gene Ontology annotation, biological process: spontaneous neurotransmitter secretion; regulation of calcium ion-dependent exocytosis; exocytosis. NCBI's taxonomy places the organism in Eukaryota, Metazoa, Chordata, Mammalia, Artiodactyla, Cervidae. Gene Ontology annotation, cellular component: membrane; synapse. The record is from RefSeq and is a predicted model, not a curated record.
CUAGAGGGUGAGGGUGAGCGUGUGUGUUCAGCCUGUGUGUGCCUCCGGGGGGUGUUCGGCUCUCCGGAGGCUGCAAUUCCUGGCUCCGCUGGAGAUCCGACCUCAGGAGGAAGCAUCUGAGCUAGGGGUGCUUCAUGAGGGGCCGCAGGGGCGACCGCAUGGCCAUCAACAUCCAGGAGCACAUGGCCAUCAACGUGUGCCCGGGGCCCAUCCGGCCCAUCCGCCAGAUCUCCGACUACUUCCCCCGCCGGGGACCCGGCCUCGAAGGGGGUGGCGGGGGCUUCGGAGAGGCCCCUGCUCAUCUGGCCCCCUUGGCCCUGGCCCCCCCGGCGGCCCUCCUUGGGGCCACCACGCCCGAGGAGGGAGCCGAGGUGGACAGCUACGACUCGGAUGAUACCACCGCCCUGGGCACGCUGGAGUUUGACCUUCUCUACGACCAGGCUUCCUGCACUCUGCACUGUAGUAUCCUCAGGGCUAAGGGCCUCAAGCCCAUGGAUUUCAAUGGCCUGGCUGACCCCUAUGUCAAGCUGCACCUGCUGCCUGGAGCCUGCAAGGCCAAUAAACUAAAAACUAAGACUCAGAGGAACACGCUGAAUCCCGUGUGGAACGAGGACCUGACGUAUAGCGGGAUCACGGUUGAUGACAUCACGCACAAGGUGCUCAGGAUCUCCGUCUGUGAUGAAGACAAGCUGAGCCACAACGAGUUCAUUGGGGAGAUCCGAGUACCCCUCCGCCGCCUCAAGCCUUCACAGAAGAAGCAUUUUAAUAUCUGCCUCGAGCGCCAGGUCCCGCUGGCUUCACCCUCUUCCAUGUCUGCUGCGCUGAGGGGCAUCUCCUGUUACCUGAAGGAGCUGGAGCAGGCGGAGCAGGGGCCGGGGCUGCUGGAGGAGCGUGGGCGCAUCCUGCUGAGCCUCAGCUACAGCUCUCGGCGCCGCGGGCUGCUGGUGGGCAUCGUGCGCUGUGCCCACCUGGCUGCCAUGGAUGUCAACGGCUACUCCGACCCCUAUGUCAAGACGUACCUGAGGCCGGAUGUGGAUAAGAAAUCCAAGCAUAAAACAUGUGUGAAGAAGAAGACUCUCAACCCGGAAUUUAAUGAGGAGUUCUUCUAUGAUAUGGAGCUCUCCACUCUGGCCACUAAGACUCUGGAAGUCACAGUCUGGGACUAUGACAUCGGCAAAUCCAACGACUUCAUCGGUGGCGUGUCCUUGGGCCCAGGCGCCCGGGGAGAGGCCCGGAGGCACUGGAGUGACUGUCUGCAGCAGCCAGAUGCAGCCCUGGAACGCUGGCACACUCUGACCAGCCAGCUGCCCCCCGCAGCCGGGGCUCUGCCCUCAGCCUGAGUGGCACGGUGGCCCCUUGGGGCCGGGUCCAGUACCCAACCUUCGCACGAGCGUGUUGCACGUUUACAGGGGGUGGAUGCCCCGCCCCGCACUACCUGUCUUAUUUUGUGAGAGUCUCCGUGACUGUGGGUCUGUCUUCUUGUGAGGGACUGUGGAGAUCUAUAUUCACAUAUGCAAACUUCCUUCUGCCUGACUCGCUACAACCUGCAAAUAUGCAAACCGCCCAUCCUGAGCACACCUGCGGGGGGUCCCACAGAGCCCAGGGCCCCAGCUGCCACUUCUCUCUCCUGCCUCUCCAGGCUGCCCGUUCCCCUCCCCUGCAGGAGGAGGUCGGAUUAGGGGGGGUUUGGAGGAGAACGUUUCCAAAAAAGAAAAGGACAAAAAACAAAGAGCCACUUCUUUAAUACACAAUCUUCAUUUAAAAAACACCACACACACACACACACACACACAUACACACACACACACACACACCUAG